This is a messenger RNA of Adineta ricciae, 1158 nucleotides long. The record is from the annotation of a GenBank genome assembly. Lineage: Eukaryota; Metazoa; Rotifera; Eurotatoria; Adinetida; Adinetidae.
AUGUUAAAAUCCUGUCAACUGGUAUCUUCACCUCCGAUCAUUUAUUUCUUUGUCUGUAUUAUUCUUUUCACAAAAUCAGUUCGAUGUUAUACAACCACCAUAAUCAGUUUUGAAUAUUAUACAUCAUCAUCAAAUUAUCAAACUCGAAUAGAAGAUAGUCAAACAAAUGGAAUCGUGUCAACGAAAGGUAGUCAAUUAUCCGUCUCUUGGGGUCAAGCGUUCGCGUUAAUCGAUGCAGCUGGAAACUACGAUGGAUGCCAAGAAGCAAUGUAUCCUUCGAAUUAUUCAAAUGGUAUUGCGAUCAUUCAACGAGGUGGAAAUUGUACAUUCAGUGUUAAAAUAACACGCGCAAAACAAAGCGGAGCAGCAGCUGUUAUAAUCUAUGAUCCACAAAAUCCUGGUUUUGAAAUGUAUAAUAUGAUUCACAAUACUUCAAACAUACUUUCUGUUUAUGUUCAAAAACGCAUCGGUUCCUCAUUGUUCAGUUUAGCGAAAGAUGUGCGUGCAAAAUUGAAUAUCACCUUACAACCCACAAGCAUGGACUACGAUGAUUACUCUCAUGAAACUAUUUGGUUUGGUUCGCAAUCCGCAACUAUAUUUAUAGCUGUGUCAAUUUGUAUAUUAAUAUCGUUAUGUAUAUCGUGGCUCGUGUUUUAUUAUUGUCAACGACAUCGCGCGCGUACGGCAAAAGAUCGAUUACAAAAUCGUUUAUCGAAUGCAGCAAAAAAAGCGCUGACGAAAAUACCAUUAGUUAACGUAACUGAAAAUCCUCCGACAGAAGAUUCAUGUGUUAUAUGUUUAGAUACAAUAAAAACGGGUGAUACAGUACGGCAAUUAGUUUGUGGCCAUUCAUUUCAUCAUCAUUGUGUCGAUCCUUGGUUACUCAACCAUCGACAUUGUCCAUUAUGUAAUCUCGAUAUACUUGCUGCAUAUCGUAUAUCAUUACCAUCGACAACAAAUCGUCGUCGUCAAUCAAAUAUCAAUAUGAAUAUAAAUUCGAAUGUAUCUCUUGCGACAACAUCUGCAUUACCGAUCGCUGAACAACAGACGAACGCGAACGUACCGACCAUAUCAGCGACUAUCAAAGAUGGAUUCUAUGACGUUCAUAUACAUGGUGAACAAAAUCCAUCAUUUCGAUCAGAUGAAAAUUUGUCCUAA